AUGAACAACGAAUUGAUAGUGAUAAAGGAAAAUCAAAAAUUGCUCAACGAUAGUUUUUUCCAGAUUCGACGACUCGCAAAUCUUCAACGACACACAGUUCAGUGUGUUAUAAUGAUGAAUAUGAUUAAUGAGAAGUUGUAUCUCUUCCUGUAUUUUUGGUACGCCAGCUUUACUUCUAGCAGCUUUGGACAGGGAGUAUUAUUUUUUUGUUUCAGGUUCCUUUUCUUAGGUGUAGUAACCAUUAUCAACUUUUUCUACUUCUUCUGUGUCAUGCUUGUGCCAACCCUCAGGGCCAAGCUCGUCCUCUUCAAUAUCGACACUGAGCGCAACCGCGGAUUGUCCCAAGGAGAAAUGAGGCGAUUCAUUCACGAAUGCCUCCAUCCGGACGGAGUACUGUUGCUUCAGUUCGUUCGUGAGCACGUUGGUGGACGUAUAGCUUUCGAUCUCGUCAACAGAUUGUUCGCCAUGUAUGCUGAAAGUGAUGUAAGUUAAGA
Molecule: messenger RNA, 494 nt
Organism: Cylicostephanus goldi
Lineage: Eukaryota; Metazoa; Nematoda; Chromadorea; Rhabditida; Strongylidae
Source: the annotation of a GenBank genome assembly